This is a messenger RNA of Fusarium proliferatum ET1, 2037 nucleotides long. RefSeq lists its product as uncharacterized. Gene Ontology annotation, molecular function: sequence-specific DNA binding; DNA-binding transcription factor activity, RNA polymerase II-specific; zinc ion binding. Bases 1 to 2037 code for a protein of 678 amino acids. Lineage: Eukaryota; Fungi; Ascomycota; Sordariomycetes; Hypocreales; Nectriaceae. The record is from RefSeq and is a predicted model, not a curated record. The transcript has 3 exons. Gene Ontology annotation, biological process: positive regulation of transcription by RNA polymerase II; DNA-templated transcription.
AUGUCCCAUUCACAAACCGAAUCGUCAAGCGCAAGGCCUACUCGUCGUCGCCCUAGAGGUCUUGUAGCAUGCCGUCGAUGCAAGAGCCGCAAGCAGCGCUGCGAUAAUGAAUUCCCAGCAUGUUCGAAUUGCCUCGCUGCGGGGGAGAAGUGCUCCUAUGGUGCCAAGCAAGCGUACCCAGCAGAGUAUGUGAAGUCUCUUGAGCGUCAAAUCUCACGGCUGCAACAAGAAGUAGCCUCCCCGCGACAAAAUGCCGUCACUCCAACGAGCCAUUCUUCUAUCCAGCAACAGAUACUUGACUCCCAAUCUGGUCCAAAUGAGACUGAGCCCACAAACUUGAACGAGACCGCAAGUUCGGACUUGGAAGCCAGCGCUGGGAUUGUUGCUCCUUCGCCGGAUUCUUUUCUGGGGACUUCAAGCGGGUAUCCUCUUACCAAACUCCUUCGAUCGGCAUUACCCUCAGUAGGUGCACGACAAAGUGAUCGAGCAGAAACUUCACAUCAAGUCAAUGUCGCGGCACGGUCUUCAAUAGGCAUGCGUGCCAACACAAGGCAGCACUCUGAGGGCAGCCAAGUGUCUGACGGCUCAGACCUUCCCAGCAAGGAAGUCGGCGACAAGCUCAUUGAGGCCUACUAUGCAAGGGUGCACCCAAAACAUCCCUUCCUGCCUCGGAAAAGAGUCCUGUCGCUACACGAGGCUAGACUUGAGCUCGUACCAGCGCAUAAGGCUGUGCGUUCCGAAGUUAUGUGGAGCAGAUGCGACUAUGCAACCUUGCAACUAGUGUAUGCCAUCGGAGCACGUUACUUGCAGCUGAGCAACGAUGAUGAUCAUUAUUCGUCUCCAAAGCGACACUAUGCCUGCGCGAUGGCAGAUGCGGACAGUAUCUUUGCAACAGGUAGUCUCGAGAGCUUGGAGGCGAUGCUUCUGCUCACGAUAUAUCAAUUAAGGUCUCCGACAGGUCCUGGGGUCUGGUGGAUGAUCGAGAUAACAAUGCGGUAUUGUAUCGAUAAUGGCCUCCAUCGACAAGCCACCAACAUCCCUCCAACUCUCGAUGAGAGACGGAAACGGAUCUUCUGGACGACAUACAUGUUGGAGAGAUCAAUCGCGCGGACCAUGGGUCGACCUCACUCUAUUUCCGAUAGAGAUAUUGACGUCCCGCUCCCAGCCAACAUCGACGAUGAGCUGGGCACUGACGAAGCCAUCCUUGCAGCAAUUUCUGAGUCGAAACAACAUCCUUCUCAGAUCACCACACUCACGCCAGCUAUUCAUAUCUUUCGGCUGCAACAGAUCGAUUCCAAGAUUUCAUAUACGGUAUGUCGCGUUGACAAGGAUGUCUCCGCGAUAAAACCGCACAAAGUCGAUCGUCUUCGACAAGCUUUGGAGGAAUGGAAGGCUACUAUCCCUCAGACUGAUCCUGAGAACAAGCCUCAUCCUUACCUCACGACUGAUUACCAUAUGAUUCAGUACCAUAAAGCCAUCAUACUCCUAAACCUCCCCUUCUUACCCACCCUCACGCCACAAAGCCCGACCUUCCACGAGGUGGUCCACUCCGCCGGACAGGUCUGCUCCCUUUCAAAACGCCUUCACGACCAGCAGACUUACAUCUCUUUUUCUUUGCUCUCGCUACAUGCCAACUUCGUCGCCGGGUUGGUAAUGGUUUACUGUUUCUGCCUCGAUUCGUCAAUCUUUAGUCCCAAGUUCAGCAGCAGCGUUCGAGCGUGUAGCACGAUGCUGUACAUCAUCUCCGAGCGGUGGCCGAGAGCGGUUAAGGCUCGAAACGCAUUUGAUAGGCUCGUCGCUUCUACGAUAGAAAGUGACCACGAUGCAAGCAACACUAUCUUGACAUUUGAGGAUAAUUUACAGGUCUCGCGGGAUGACUUUCAGCCUGGCCUUGUGGCAGAUGACCCGGCACAGCUAGAGGUUUGGAGUAACUUCGAGUCGAUACUUGGAGACCAUCACAUUGAUCUGGGAACUUGGAUGCAUGAUAGUAUCUUUGACACGAUGGGCACGUUUCAGUCAAUGGAUUGGACGGAGUAG